AUGGCGCUAUCACCGCCGCCCCUGCCUUCGCGAUUUCCGUGCUGGUGCCGGGCCAUCUAUUCUUGGGGAGGCGAGUCAAGACACGACCUGGGAUUCGUCGAGGGCGACUUGAUAGAGUGUCUGAAUGCGGGUGACGGCUCGUGGUGGGUUGGCAGGCUAUUUCGAGAUCGGAGGACUGUUGGCUCUUUUCCGUCCAACUUCGUCGAGGUACUACCAGAAGACUUUCGGCCAACCAAAACACCGAGUCCCAUACCGCCGACAGCAUCCCCAUCCAAGUCGGUGCCGCAAAAGUCGAGGACGUUCCGGAAACCCUUCGAGGCUUAUGCCAAGGCGCCGCAUUAUACUACAGCAAAACAGCCAGAAACAUUUCGCGAGACGCCAGCGUCGCGUCCGAGAGAGAGGCCGUCUCGGGUAGGAACGACGACAUCACGAUCUAGGGGGAACUCGACGCCGAUUCCUAGUACUGCGCUCGUCCUCGCAAGAAGUGCCCACGAAGAUAUUGCUCGCGCUCCUACUCCUUCUCACUCCCCAGCAAAUGCCUAUGUAUCGAGAGCUCCGUCACCAGCGCCGUCCAUCGGCCGUCCGCCGAGCCGUAUGGAGGAUAUGGCAAGAGGCGCCGCUUCUCCACCGCCUCCGGCACCACCUCCCCACAGGCACGUUGCGCGAACGGAUUCUGAUGAGGCGGCGCAAGGCUAUCACUCAUUGUCGAGGCACAGCUCCAAUGUGUCGUACAAUCAACAGAGCCUAUCAAGACAGGGCUCUACCGUCUCGUACAACCCGGCCGACAUAGCAAGAACAGGCUCCACCGUUUCUUAUAACCCAGCAGACUUAACAAGAACAGGCUCUACCGUCUCGUACAAUCCUGCAGAUAUAACAAGAACCGGCUCCACCAUUUCCUAUAACCCGGCGGACAUGCGCUCUACCAACUCCAACGCCUCUUACACCGAUCUUCCCAACUUGGCAAGGCAGACAUCAUACAAUUCCUACGACGAUGCCAGUUACGGGGCCCGGCGCGACGGAUAUCACACACCCAAGGGCUCAGGUUCUCAUCGACCAUCAAUGGAGGGAAGCCACAUGACGCCGUCACCGUUACGCGAGGCGAUGGAUGGGGUGAUGCAGCAGCUUGAUCGCUUGGAGGGCUUAGGGGGGCGAGAGGCGCAAUCGCCAGAGGGGUCGUUCGAUCCCUGGUCCCCCGAGUCUUUCGACCUGGUAGCACCGCAGCAGAGGCAAAAGCAACGGGAACGGCGGGAACGGGAGCGCUUGAGGCCUUUGACAUCAAUGGGCAUAGCUUUGGACGAGGGAUACGAGACUUGGAGUGGAACGUCUUCGCAGAAUACCUCGCACCAGGACACGCAUCGCGAAAAGGGAUACGACCCUCACCUGCCCCAGCUGAGCAACUACGUGGAAAGGAUGGAGAAGCAAAUUCAGAGGAUGCAUCAACAUAGCCAGAGUAUGCCGGCGGUGGUGGACGUAGAUGACGACAAGCCUCCGCCGCCGCCGCCAAAGGGGCAGCACUACCUGCGCCCAAAGUCGUCCGCGGGGUCAACGCUUGGAGAGCUGAUUUCCUUGGACAAGAAGACGCGUGGGCGGAGAUCGGCAUAUGAUGUGGCACCGGGCAUCGAGCGCACAAACACCACGAAAACGACCCAGACGAACGCUUCCACCGGCAAUCAGAGCAACAGCAGCUCCUCGACGCAGAACAGCAACAGGACUCUCUGGAGCGGCGCCUCCGCCAGCGGAUUGAGCACUACGAGCGCUGGGAGCUUGGUUCGGUCGUCCCAGCGUGCGCAAAGCUCACUGAGCGCACGCAACGACGAUGGAGACCGGCCAGAUUCGCCAUUUACAGGCGUUACUUACCACAGCAGCCAUGCCAGCAAUUAUGCCGGAGGUGGAAGCGGAAGUGGGAGCUCCCGGCCAAUCUCCCACGUUGGCCUUCUGGAGGACGGAGCCCCUGGUCUAGGCGGACUUGUAGCACCCAAAUCACCGAAAAGAAACAUAUUCAAGAAGAUUCUGGACUCGGCCAAGACGGGCGUCGCCAGCAACCGCGGUAGUAUCGCCGCCGGCCAUGUGCCCACCGUGAGAUCUUCGCCGUUUUCUCGCCUGCAGCAGCCGCACAGUGUCACUCCCGGAGCAAGCAUGCUUUCGCUGAGCGGCGCUCGCUCCAGGCGCGAUGCGGCCCGGGAAAUGGGCCUCAGCUCCGGUGUCGACUGGGUCCAGGUCCGGCGAGAUGUCAACCGCUCCAAUUCGAUUAGCAAGAUCGAGCGGACCGAGCGCAGAGACCGCUGCCAGAUGCAGGACCAUCCUGCAAUCAACCCCGUCGAUGAGCUCUAUGACAGUAUCGAGGGCGACGAAGGGGCGGACGGCAUGCCGGUUCACAAGCCGGAGAAUUACCACAUGAUCAACCUCGCCCAGGUGGACAAGAACACCCGUUUCAUCAAGGAGCCGCCUCCGGGCACGACGGUGACGACGCUUGCGCAGACAUACAUCUGCAGACCCUACAGGAGCGAUCUGCAGCGCCUCCGCGCCAUCUUCACCUGGGUUGCAGAAAGGAUCUGCUGGGAAGAGGAUUUCGAGGGCGAUGCCGACACCCAGCGGACCAUCCAGGCAAAGAGGGGCUGCGCAGAAGAAUAUGCCUACCUUGUCAUGGAAAUGUGCGCUGCCGUCGGGAUUCACUGCGAAGUCGUGAGGGGCUACCUAAAGGCCCCGGGCGACAUUGCAGAUCUCAACGUGAUGCCCAGGUCCAACCACUGGUGGAACGCGGUCAUUGUUGACGACGAGUGGCGCAUAAUCGAUACCUGCCUGGCAAGCCCUUCGAAUCCCAAGCGCGCGUUGUACUCCAGCCUAACCGGGUCGUCGGCGGACUUUUGGUGGUUCCUCACUCGACCGACCGAGAUCUGCUGGACCCACGUGCCGGAGCAUCACGACCAGCAACACAUCGUGCCUCCUGUGGACUAUGAUACGCUGCUCAACCUGCCGUGCACCUGCCCGGCGUUUUUCAAGAACGGGCUUGAGCUGGUUGACUAUAACACUAGCCUGACCAGGAUAGAAGAUCUUGAGAUGGUCCACAUCAAACUCAACGUCCCGGCUGAUGUUGAGAUUGUGGCCGAGGUGGAAGCGCGCGCCUUGUCCAGAGACCACGAUGGCGAUCUGUUCGAGAGCGGCGACAUUGUCAAGAAGAAGGCGCUGGCUCAAGCCGAAUGGUUCAGCGGCGUGAAACGAUACACCAUCAAGGCACUGCUCCCUGGUGACGAAGGCCAAGGCAUGUUGAAAGUCUACGCCGGUAAGAGGGGCCUGAUGCAGAGCAUCAAGGACAUUCCCCAUCCUCUGGCCUUUACACUACCCAUUAUCCACGUUGGUGAAAACCCACCCUACCAAUUUGUCACACGACACCCGACUCCUCAUGCGCAGCGGCAUGAUAUUUACGUUGUCCAGCCCCAGUGCCAGCAGCUGGCUCUGAACAACACCUUUGUAUUCGCCAUCAGGCAGCACCCCAGCUCCCUUUCAAACGGAGCGCAGUCGGCCCUCACGCCGGCGUCGAAUCCUGGGUCGACAAGCCCAGUCCCCUUCACUCGGCCGUCAUCGGCAAUGAGCGUCAACGCUUCUAGUGCGAGCGGCUCGAAUCCCAGCUCGGCCAGCGGGACGGUUUCCGGAAAGAAGCCCGCCAAGCUGGCCAUCCAGACACCGGGAGGCAAGAUCCUCCGUCUUAUGAGAAAGGAGGACCGCAAGGGCAUCAGCGUCGGAUCGCGGUCCGCAGACGAAGAGGUCAGCGACGGCGGCACUUGGGAGACGAUCAUCAAGUGCUCCGAGAAAGGCGUCUGGAGAGGCCUGCAGCAGCAGCAGAUACAGCAGCAGCAGCAGCAGCAGCAGCAACAGGCGGCAGCGCUUCACCAUGGCCAGCAGUCCAUGUAUGCCGGCGCCAUGGCUCACGAGCAGCAGCAGCAGCAGUUCUACCACCAGAGCCCGCAGCCCCAGCACCAGCACGGCAUGUUCAUGACACCGCAGCAGUUCCAGCAGCCGUACGCUGUGGGCUUCAACGGGUUUGCCGAGUACGAUGCGUCGGGCCAGUACCUGCCGCCGAGCAGCGUCUGGCAACAGCAGCAGCAGCCACAGCAUCAGCAUCAGCAACACCAGCUUCAGCAGCAGCAGCAGCAGCAGGCCAUGACGAGCAUGACGACGCAGCCGCAGCCGAUGCAGCACCAGGCCCUCACGCACCAGCCGUUACCGCAGCAGCAGCAGCCUCUGCAACAAGUCCACCAAGCCCAGCGCCAGCAGCAGCAGCGGCGCCAUCAGCCGUCUCCGAUAUAUCAUGCUCAUACGCCGUCACCUGCGCCUGCGCACUCCCUGCCGCCGCAACCGUCGCCUAUUCGAAGUCAGGUACCGGUGCCUCCACGACCGCAACAUACUCCUCAGCCGCCGCAGCACCUAUCACCCGCUCAGCACCUGUCACCGGCUCAGCAUCUGUCACCCGCGCCUCAGCUGUCACCAGCACCUCAAUUGGCGCCGCAAGGACAGCAGCCUCAGCAGCAACCACAAGGGGAGCAGCAGCAUCAACAGUAUGCGCCACCUCCGCAGCCACAGCCGCCGCAGCGACCGCAACCUCCCAUACCUCAAUCCCUUCAGCAAGAGCAGGUGCACUACGUCAACCUGCAAGAUAUCCAGAAGCAGCCGUCGAUGACCUCUUUACCUAUACCAACGACGACAACUUCAACGACAACUUCAACAACAACCUCAACAACGACCCCCCUGGGAAUUCAAGAAAAACGGAAAGAGUCUGUCGCUGUGAAGCCCAUAUACCCCAGUGCGACCUCGAUCAAGCAGGAGAAACAAGAAGAUGAUUCGAUUGCGACUCGAGUAUUUCAGCAGAUUCCCGACGCUCGCAUCAAACCUAGCCCUCAUUCUUCGGUCACCAACUCGCCCUCGCUCUCCAUGAGAUCCCCCAGUAUCACGAAGAAGUCGCCCGCAGUGACACCCAAACCUCGGCCUAUGAACCCGACGCCCUACAUGAUCGCGGUCGCGGAGGAGUGUAUUGAGAAGGCGCGCAACGCCUCGCACGACGUGGCCAUGACUCUCUCUCCGAACCAAGUUGAAGAGUAUCAAGGGCUGGUAGCGACGGCGUUGUCAUGUCUGGAGGCUGCGUUGCAGAGCAACAACCAACUUGCGCCGCGGGAAGAAGCGCGCGUACGGUUGAGGUACGCAGCUCUCUUGCAAGAAGAGACGGAGAAUCUGAUGGAGGCGGAGACGGCGCUGGCAAAAGGCAUCACGCUUUGCGACAAGCACCGUCUGCUUGAUCUGAAGUAUUGCAUGCAGUAUCUCAUGCUCAAGGUUCUGUUUCAGAGGAAUCACAAGGCGGCGUUGAAAGCUAUAGAUGGGCACAUAUCUAACUGCGAAGUGUUCAAGCAUGUCCAAUGGUACUAUGCGUUCCGCUUGUUAAAGGCUUCCUUUUACCUAGACACUGGAAGCGUAUCUGACGCGGGCGCCCUCGACAACAUACGAACCAUCCAAAACGUCGCCAACACCAGAGGCGACACCGCGCUGUCCGUCUUCGCCUCGCUGAUGGAAGGCUUCACCCUUCUCAAGACGGCCAAGGACGGAAACAUGGAGAAGAUCCAGGCCUGCAUCGCGCAGGUGGCCAAGUACCAGUUCGACCCGUCGGUGCAGAUCACGCAGCUCACCAUGCUGACGUUGCUGCUCGAAGUCGCCGCAAGCCUGCACCACCAAAGCCCCGAUCAUACGGCGCAAAAGCUGCGACAGCUGCAGGUGUGUCUGGACGACUGUGAGGGGUGGCAUAAUGUUAAGUCGGACUUUAUGGUGCCCGUAAAGAAGGAGCCCUCGGCGGCCAGGACCGUGAGCGAGGACACGCAGGCCAUACUGCGGGUUGGUGAGGGUGAAGGCGAGAUGGAUUAUCUGGUCAUGACAUUCAUGACCAAGAUGGAGUUGAGGUCGCUCGUGUUUACUAUUAGCGGCCUGGUCAACUUCCACAAGCCUUCUUCUCAAGGCCGCAGGUCAACCGAGUUCUGGAAGGAAGGCUUGAAGAUUCUCGAGACAUGGGACGCUUCAACGGCCGGUAUUCCAUAUGGCCCCCCCGUUCCACUAAAUGUGGCCAUCAAGCAGCGGGCUUGGCGAAUAGAGGCCCAGGCCUACUUGACCGUCCUUCUGGGGUUGGUGGCUGCCAGUCACUGCCAGUGGUCAACUGUCAAGCAGAUGGUUCAGAAUCUCGAGACUUUUGUUUCGCCCUCAACGCAGCCCACCGUGAGACUGCUCUCCACAUAUCUGAAGGGCGUAUACUACCAGGGCAUCGGCAGCCUGCAAGCCGCCCUCGACAUCUUCCUCGAUGACCGCUUCAAGGUCCAGCAGCAGGGAAGCACCGGGAUCAAGGCCGGGCAACAAGAGGUCGCGCUCCUUGCGGGCUUGAACCGGCUGUGGAUCAUGCAGCACCCGUCUUGCCGAAACGACCAGCAAACGCUGGACCUCAUCGAGCAGCUGCAGCCUCACUGCGCCAACCACAGCAACAUUGAUCUCCGGACGGCCUACCACAACGUCAUGGCGGCCCUCGUGACGGAUCCGCCCCAGCAGCUCAACCAGCAGAAGCAGCACAUCCACGCCGCCAUGGCGGGCUCCAAGGUCACCAGCAACGUGCUGGGGGCCGCCGUGACGCUGUGCAUCAUGCGCAGCCGCUUCUUCGAGAACGUCAUUGGCGAGCAGGCCCUCAAGAGCGCCCGGGCGGCGGCCAAGCAGGCGGAGAGGAGCGGCAACGUGCUGUGGCAGAGCGUGGCGGACGGCAUGCUGGCGCAGUCGUACGAGGUGCAGGGGCAGAGGGAAGAGGCCAAGCAGGAGUGGGACAAGGCGACCGAGGAGGCGAGAGACGCGUUUGCCCGGAGCUUGUGA
Trichoderma citrinoviride is the source of this 6885-nucleotide messenger RNA. RefSeq lists its product as hypothetical. Bases 1 to 6885 code for a protein of 2294 amino acids. The record is from RefSeq and is a predicted model, not a curated record. Gene Ontology annotation, biological process: mitotic sister chromatid cohesion. The transcript has 9 exons. Lineage: Eukaryota; Fungi; Ascomycota; Sordariomycetes; Hypocreales; Hypocreaceae. Gene Ontology annotation, molecular function: protein binding.